Messenger RNA from Camellia sinensis, 2448 nucleotides. Its product is annotated as threonyl-tRNA synthetase, putative / threonine-tRNA ligase. Lineage: Eukaryota; Viridiplantae; Streptophyta; Magnoliopsida; Ericales; Theaceae. Gene Ontology annotation, biological process: threonyl-tRNA aminoacylation. Gene Ontology annotation, molecular function: threonine-tRNA ligase activity; ATP binding. Gene Ontology annotation, cellular component: cytoplasm; chloroplast stroma. The record is from RefSeq and is a predicted model, not a curated record.
UCGUUUGUCAUUUGGGGAGAGAGAGCAAAACAGACUCUUCACAGAGAGAAAAUCUGCACCACAAAACCUCAAUACUCUGUUUUCAGCCAAGAUUUAAAGAUUUAGAGAGAAAAAUUGUAACCAAUGUUCGUCGUCCAGAGGAUGGCUUUAUCUUCUCACUCUCUCUUCACUUUCUCUCUCCGUCUCUCAACAAACGCUGCCUCAAUUUCACGCUCUUCUUUCUUCCCUCUCCACUCUCCUUCGAAAACCUUAUUCUCAAUCUCCAGAACAGCUUUUCAGAGACAAAUUAGGGUUUUAGCUCUGUAUCACAAGAGAAAUGGGGUUUCGACAUCGUCCGCUGUGGCUACCGAAUCGAUUGAGACAGCUUCAAUCGCCGAAGAUAAGGAAGAGAUUUCGACCGAGAAGAUCGUUCUUCCCACUAACGAUUCAUCUGAGAGCCUUCUCAGAAUUCGCCACACAUGUGCUCAUGUAAUGGCCAUGGCUGUUCAAAGGAUCUAUCCAGAUGCAAAGGUGACCAUCGGUCCAUGGAUAGAAUGUGGGUUUUAUUACGACUUUGAUAUGGAGCCCUUGACUGAUACAGACCUGAAAAGGAUUAAGAAGGAGAUGGAUCGCAUUAUUGGUCGAAAUUUACCACUAAUUAGAGAAGAAGUUACCAGAGAUGAAGCUGAGAGACGAAUAAAGGCUAUCAAUGAACCUUACAAGAUGGAAAUAUUGGAAAGUAUCAAGGAAGGUCCCAUCACAAUCUAUCAUAUCGGUAAUGAAUGGUGGGACCUUUGUGCUGGGCCCCAUGUUGAGUCUACUGGAAAAAUUGACAGGAAAGCUGUUGAACUUGAAUCUGUUGCUGGUGCCUACUGGAGAGGAGACACAGAUAAACCAAUGCUCCAAAGGAUUUAUGGCACAGCAUGGGAGAAUGAUAAACAACUGAAAGCGUACCUUCAUUUUAAAAAGGAGGCUAAAAAACGGGAUCACAGGCGCCUCGGCCAAGAUCUUGAUCUGUUCUCCAUACAGGAUGAAGCUGGUGGAGGUUUGGUGUUCUGGCAUCCAAAGGGGGCAAUUGUGAGGCACAUUAUAGAAGGCUUCUGGAAAAAAAUUCACAUGGUACGUGGUUAUGAUCUGUUGUAUACACCGCAUGUAGCAAAGGCAGAUCUUUGGAAAAUCAGUGGUCAUCUGGACUUCUACAAAGAGAACAUGUAUGAUCAGAUGAAGAUUGAGGAAGAACUUUACCAGCUGCGACCAAUGAACUGCCCUUACCAUAUUUUGGUUUACAAAAGGAAGCUUCACUCUUAUAGGGAUUUUCCAAUAAGGGUUGCGGAGCUGGGAACUGUAUAUAGAUAUGAAUUAUCUGGAAGCUUACAUGGCCUUUUCCGUGUAAGAGGUUUCACUCAGGAUGAUGCACACAUAUUUUGUUUAGAUGAUCAAAUCAAAGAUGAGAUCAGGGGUGUCCUAGAUCUCACAGAAGAAAUAUUACUGCAAUUUGGUUUUAGCAAGUAUGAAGUGAACCUUUCAACGAGGCCAGAAAAAGCUGUGGGAGGUGAUGAUAUAUGGGAAAAAACAACAUUUGCCCUUAAAGAUGCAUUAGAUGAUAAAGGGUGGAGCUAUCAGGUUGAUGAAGGUGGUGGUGCCUUUUAUGGUCCAAAGAUUGAUCUCAAGAUUGAGGAUGCUCUUGGAAGGAAGUGGCAAUGCUCAACCAUACAGGUUGAUUUUAAUUUACCGCAGCGUUUUGACAUUACAUAUGUUGAUUCAAACUCAGAGAAGAAGAGGCCUAUCAUGAUUCACAGAGCAGUUCUUGGAUCCUUGGAGCGGUUCUUUGGAGUCCUCAUAGAGCAUUAUGCUGGAGAUUUUCCAUUGUGGCUAUGUCCAAUCCAAGCUCGAGUUUUACCAGUCACUGACACACAGCUCGAGUACUGCAAUCAAGUGACAAGCAAACUGAAAGCAAGUGGUAUUCGGGCAGAAGUUUGCAGUGGUGAGCGCCUGCCAAAGCUCAUUCGAAAUGCAGAGAAGCAGAAAAUCCCAUUGAUGGCUGUUGUGGGGCCCAAGGAGGUCGAGACACAAACACUUACAAUUCGAUCUAGGUUUGGUGGAGAGCUGGGGACCAUGACAAUUGAUGAUUUUAUUAGCAGAACCAAGAAUGCCACUGAAAACAGAACAACAUUUUGAAAUGCUAGUAGUCGACGAUUCUUGGAUGUCCUGCGACCCCAACAGCAUUAUUGAUUACAAUUGUUUCAUGUAUACGAGGAUUGAGGAUUAAAUCAGAUACGCCAUAAUUAAAACAAUUUUGUUCUUGAAUUUUUGAAAUCAGAUAUACCAUAAUUGCAAUUAUUUUGUUCCUGAGUUGUUUUGGAAAGUGGUUAAGGCAACCUGAGAACUUGAACUUGCAGUUUGUGUCAUUUAUCAAUUUUGUGAACUAUGAGGGGCUUUUAUAAACUGCUUGAUGUAGAUGUUUCCUUA